ACAAUCAAUAUCUGAAGUUGUUCGAGCUACAACAGAUAUAAUUCUGGCAAAUAAUGGAAGAUUGUUAAAUAAUUUACAAGACCUACAAUGGUUGGAUAGAAAUAAAAUGACAUAUUACUCCCAGGCUGUUCAUGCAAAAGGUGGUGCUAUGCAAAACUGUUGGGGCUUUAUUGACGGCACUCCAAGACAAAUAUGCCGUCCAUCAGUGGAACAAGAAAAUUAUUAUUCAGGGCACAAAAGGUUCCAUUGCCUUAAAUACCAGUCUGUGCUGUAUCCAGAUGGGAUUAUUGUAGGCCUAAAAGGUGCAUUUCCAGGCCGAAGACACGAUGCUGGAAUAUUUCGGGAAUCAGGACUAUAUAAUGAGCUAGAGCAUGUAGCUAAUUUCGGUCCUGGUGAAAAAUUUUCUUUAUAUGGAGACCAAGCCUAUGGUUUAAUGGAUUUACUAAUAACACCAUACCAAGGCAGACCUGCAGAUCUACAACCGUAUCAAGAGCAGUUUAACCAGUCAAUGAAAAGGUUGAGGGUAUCUGUUGAAUGGGGCUUCCAAAAAGUAGUAGGACAGUUCGCAUUCAUAGAUUUUAGAAAAAACCAGAAGCUUCUCAUGCAAGAUGUCGAGUCAAUGUAUAAAACAACAGUGCUAUUGACGAACUGUCAUACAUGUCUUUAUGGAAGCCAGACGGCAACAUAUUUUAAUAUUGUACCACCAAACAUAAAUGUAUAUUUUGGAAUUCAAUAA
This is a messenger RNA of Sitophilus oryzae (rice weevil), 736 nucleotides long. Its product is annotated as protein ALP1-like. The record is from RefSeq and is a predicted model, not a curated record. The transcript is spliced from 2 exons. Lineage: Eukaryota; Metazoa; Arthropoda; Insecta; Coleoptera; Curculionidae. Bases 107 to 736 code for a protein of 209 amino acids.